This is a messenger RNA of Aureobasidium vineae, 363 nucleotides long. The record is from the annotation of a GenBank genome assembly. NCBI's taxonomy places the organism in Eukaryota, Fungi, Ascomycota, Dothideomycetes, Dothideales, Saccotheciaceae.
AUGGGCUUCACAACUGGCUUCAUCGGCGGCAUUGCCCUAACAUCUUCCCUCUUCUACAUCUCNCUGAACCUCCACGAGCGCAACCGCCUAUACCAAUCACAUCUGCUGCGCCAACAAUCAAAUCUCUUGCGCAACAUCACAGACCCUCAACCCAAGGAGCCCUCACAAACUGCCCGUCACCUAGUCCCUGGCCUCGCCGACCGCCUCAAGUACCGCUGGAACACCGAGCUGGAGGCCGCCGUAAGGAAAAUUCAACACUUCAACUGGGAGCAAUGGAGAGCAGAUGCCGAAGACAAGGUUUCUGCUGUAUUCAGCAAAGGUCUUGGCAGUGCUGUCGACGAGGCUGAGAAGAAGACUACUUGA